CUCCGGAGAAUUGUUGAUCAACACCACCACCACCACCAACACCCUCCACGAAAUUGCUGCCCAAAACAACCACCAUAUCAAAACCCAGACCAGAAAUGCCAUAACAGGAUUCUUCAGCAACCCGAAACUCACAACCUCCACGCUCUCCGACGGCUUAACCUCCGCAACACAACCAUGGCGCACCCAACAACAACAACCCAGAUCCCCCAACAUGUAACCUCUCUCCUCUCGCACCUCACCUCCCGCCCCGGCGUCCAAUCCACUUUCAUUCUCUCCCGCAAAGACGGCUCCAUCAUCCAAAGCACCGGUCUCUACGCCUCCAAACCGCCCCGUGCCAGCCCCCAACCCACCGCCUCCGCGGACGACAACUCCGUCGAACCCCCCUCCUCCCCCGAACCCCCCAAGAAACAAAACGAACCGUAUCACCCGUCGCAAGCGGAAGCCCUUGCCGCACGUAUCUUUGCGUUCGUGUCUAGCGCGUCGGAGCUGAGUUUGUCGCUGGCGAGCGCGGAGGACGGGGAAGCGCCGAGACAGGAUGGGAUUACAGGAGAGGCGGACGGAGUGUCAGAUAGGGAUGAGGGAGAUGAUGAAGUCAAGCUGCUGAGGUUAAGAACGAAGAGACAUGAAAUUGUGGUGGUACCGGAUCGGAAGUAUUUGCUUUGUGUGGUGCAUGAUGCGGCGCAUGGGGUGGGGGGAAGUGGUGGUGGUGGAGGGAGGGGGCGAUGA
This is a messenger RNA of Aspergillus sclerotioniger CBS 115572, 726 nucleotides long. RefSeq lists its product as uncharacterized. The coding region runs from base 175 to 726 and encodes 183 amino acids. Lineage: Eukaryota; Fungi; Ascomycota; Eurotiomycetes; Eurotiales; Aspergillaceae. The record is from RefSeq and is a predicted model, not a curated record. The transcript is spliced from 2 exons. Gene Ontology annotation, molecular function: dynein intermediate chain binding. Gene Ontology annotation, cellular component: cytoplasmic dynein complex; cytoplasm. Gene Ontology annotation, biological process: microtubule-based movement.